Molecule: messenger RNA, 234 nt
Organism: Linum tenue
Lineage: Eukaryota; Viridiplantae; Streptophyta; Magnoliopsida; Malpighiales; Linaceae
Source: the annotation of a GenBank genome assembly
AUGGCGGAACGAUGGCGUCCCGAAACCCAUACGUUCCACCUUCCGGAGGGGGAAAUGACGAUCACCCUCAAAGACGUGGCGAUCCUCACCGGGAUGCCUAUUUCUGGGGAUGCCAUCAUUGGUCCCGCGACCAAACCCGAAAGAGGUUGGGGGCCGCUCAUACGUGAUCGUUUGGGCUUUGACAUGCCGACCACCACUCCAAUUCCAGGUUGGGGGCCUGCAUUCCAAAGUUGA